AUGAAGUUGUGGGAUGAAAUUAUCCCCGAUGAAUUCGUGCUCAAGUCAUGGAUCGUGGUAUUCUUUGCAUGUUUUAACACGGGGGACGCGUUGCCGAUCGGCAGCACCCCACCGCCCGGGUUCGACGAGGCGAUCCGCGGUGGGCCCAACAACAUGUACCCGACAUCGAGCCCGAGCCGCAGUACUUACUACACACAGGGCAGCACUGCCCACUCGGUGCGCAGCCAGUCCACGUACUCGUCCAACUCGAGUACUGUCACUUCCAGACAGGAGAUCGAGACCACAGUCCGGAUGUACAGAGGGUUUUUCAGUUGCGUUACUCCGUGUGAUUUGGUUUUGUUUGGCCCCCUGGGCCGCCUUUUAUUUUUGUUCAUUUUAUUCUCCGUGGCGCCGCGGGGUAGGCUGAGCCAGAUGACAGUGCAGAGCAAGGCGUCGCCAGGACGCGGCGGCCCACGCCACACGGCGGCGGCCGUGGCCGGAGCGGACGGGACGAUGGGACGAGGCAGCGCCUGGACGCCGCCGCUGUCCUCCAACGACAACACGACUUGGACGGAAGGAACACCGUCCUACACAGAGUCGUCUUCGAGCGAAGGUCAUACGCCGCGGAGGAGCAGGAAUGCUAGUCGGGAGUCGGAUAAGCGCCGGGGCUUGGACGAGUUGGACGAAGAGUCGCCGCAGCAUGUGGUGAGGGUUUCGCGAGUUUAAGCAGAAGGAAAAAUUUUUGCAAAAUGGAAAACAAAAUUGAGGGAUGCGUAUCGAGGGAAGCCGUGGUCUAUUAUUAUUUUUUUUAAGCUUAUGAGGAUUACUUUUGUGGUGCGUUUAUCGCUUAUUGAAGUCUCUUCCCUGAGUUUUGGAAAAAAAAGAAAGAGGGACGGUUGGAAGUGGAUUUUGGUUUUAUCGUUUGUUUGUGCAACGAAAAUUAGUGCUUGCCUGUUGCUUCUUUGCUCUGUUCUUUGCUGUCUUUUUUGUUUCUGUGUCUCGAAAUGUUCGCAGGAGUGAAUUGUUGCAUUAAGGCCACGUUUGCUUAUAUUUUACAAACCGCUUCAAAGGGUUUUUACUCUUCCUAUUUUCGCUCCACCUAAAGCCUCCGUGAGGGGAAUUUUUGGUUUCGUGAGUUGCAGAUAUGAUUAUUUUAAUCUGCUUUUACAAAAUGUUUUAUAAUUGCAACCAGGAGUUGGCAAUUUCUUUCUCACCAAUUUGCAUUUCAUAGCAACCUUUGUAUAUUCAGCACCACCACCGCCACAAAUAUUUCCGAAAUCGGAACAUUUUCUUCUUUUUAACAUGGAAAUCUUUUUCGUGAUAUUGUCCUUCGAGAAAAUUUUAAUAUUUCUUUUCGAUUGUAUUAUCUUGUGCAAUUUGAACUGCAAUAAACUCACUCCUUAAACUCUCAGAAACGGUCAGAAAUCCCUGAGAAUGGUUCCAAAGGUCGCCAUUCAUUUCCGUGGGCGAAACUUGAAAAAAAAACCAAACGGCUUUUAUGAUUUUUGAUCAAUUUUUUUUAUGCAUUUCAAGUUUUUGCACUCGACUUGAAGAAAUUGAUUUCAGAACGCCUGUUUAUUUGAGCUGAGUUUGUGAAUUGUCUUUUUGGCGAAGGAAUUUUAUUGGAUUUUUUAUAGCGUUUUAACGUAAGCUUUUGUUUUGCUUUUAUUCCGCAUCAGGUUUGUGAUUGAUUCAGCAUUUUAAUGCUGAAUGGUGAGAAUUUUUUUUGUGUCGGGAUGCUUAUUUUCCGAGCUUGGGUGGAAAUUUCGUGCAUUUAUUGUUAACGCAGCUGAUUUAUUAUGAUCCUCUUGCGCAUGUCUUUCUCCACUCUCUUGAAUUGCUCUUCUUUUCCGAAUUUUCUUAAUUGCUCCCUUUUGGCAUGUGUGUGUGUUUUGCGUGCGUGAAUUUUCCUUUUGGGUGAAGGACCUUGUUUAAAUGUGUUCUCGUUGUCAUUGACGAAAGAGAAAAAGAAAUAUCGCGUUUCCGUCCAUGAGUUCCUAGAAAUUUUAAGCGAGAAAAUUUUCUCCCGCGCGGUUGAGGUUUCUUUCGAAGGGAAGAUGACAUUUUAUCGAUCAUUUUGGAGUUUUCACUCAAAUCGAACUUAGUGUUUUCAAAAUUUACUUGGCGGCGACUUGCGCGGAAAUUUAUUUUUGUCCCUUCGCAUGGUACUUACGUUGUAGGUUUUUUUUUAUUCGUGUUGUAAUUGUGAUGAUGGAAAAUGCCUUUUUGUUUCUUUUCAUCGUGACGUCUGCUUUUGAACAAGAAAGCGUGUAGCUCUUUUUUUUCUUUCUUUGGGAAUUGGAGAAGAGGUAGAAGAGACAUUGGAAUAAAAAAGCUUUUUUCUGUUA
Molecule: messenger RNA, 2327 nt
Organism: Notodromas monacha
Lineage: Eukaryota; Metazoa; Arthropoda; Ostracoda; Podocopida; Cyprididae
Source: the annotation of a GenBank genome assembly